CGUAGUAAGGGAUUCCCCGGGCAGGCCCAGGCAGCUCUUUGGUGGCGCAUCGUACCGAAUCCGAGCGAGAUGAGGAUUGGCCACUUUGGUCCCAAUUGGAGUUGGAGCUUCAUUGUCAUGCCAGCCCACUUGAACAGAAGACAGCAAACUUUGUAGUUUGUAUUCAUUUGCGGGCGGACCCUUCAUUGACUUGACUGCUCGGUCCAAAGAAGAUCCCUCUGGCUCUGUCAAUUAUUCGCCCACGAACCCACUUGAGCUGCUGUUUUGCUGGGUUAUGCACUUAUGCUUCCUGCUCAGAACUUGCCAUGUUGGGAUCUGGAAUCCCUUUCUCGCUUUUGGAAUCUGAAAGGAUCAAUUUCAGGUUUGUGGGUUUCUUCUCCUGCCCAAGCUUUUCUCGCCUUUCCCUGCCUUCGCAAUGACACUGAAACUGCAAUGGCUUCAAGUGGUUGUGUAAUUGUUUCUGUCUGUCCGCUUUUGGAAUGUGUACGAUGGAACCUUCAACUGGCUGUACGUUUGAAUUAAGCAUUCUAAUGGGACUCAGUUAGUCUUUCUUUCACUUCUUAGUUGUGCUUGUUGUACGAUGAAACCUUCAAUUGGAAAUCUGUUCCCCCACUCGGCGAGCUUCUUGUAAGGAGCAGUUGAAUGAAACCCGCUACCCAGUUAGCCUUUUCUUUCACUUCUUGGUUGUUUAGUUGCUAGGAGCGGUUGAAUGAUUCUAAACUCUGGAUGAGGAAGAGAUUGAAUAUGACUCCCAAGUACCUAUGAAUCUGUUUUCCUUCUUUGCCAUUGAUAAGAAAGUGUUCUAAUUUUCGGAAUCAUAUUUCCUUAAAUGUCUGCUAAAUAGGAUCAUUUGUGUUCCAAUUAAGAAUGUGGGAUAUCUCUUGUGUUGUAAUUAUGCUUGUGUUCAUGGUAUGUGAACCUCGGAAAAGACUUCAAGUCCAGUUAGCUGGGGUGUGAUUUCCGACUCCUGUUCUCCUGUUCUGGUGUGAUAUCUAAGUAAGGGCGAAUGAGAGAAUUCUCCGACUCUUCUAUUUAUAUAUAUAUAUAAAGCCAAGCUAUGCCGGGAUUCCAGCGCCAGGUAGCGGUUUUAAUUUAAGGAAGACUACCGAGCUCCACGAUAGAUAAGCGCCUAUCAUCUCUAUGCGAAUUCUGACCUUAGCUUUUCGUCUUUGAUUAGUAUUAGCGAAAGCCGCCCGAAUGAAUUAGUUGGUACUAGAAAUGUUAGAAAAAGUGAACGAAAAGAGUAAUAAGAGUGAAAUAUUUCUCCUCAAUUGCAUAGUUGAGCAACUUGAAGGUUGAUAUUUCAGGAAAGGUUAACCUCAAACAAGAACUAGUGCUAUGUUUAGAUGCUUGUUAUUUCGUAUUUUAAUUUCUAAUUCCGCUCUUGGCAUGAAUGGUUGAUUUUUUUCCCAUCAAUAGUUUUCUUCAAUCUGACUUCCAGCCUGAUAGUUGAUUUCCUUAGGUUAUCUAGGACAUGUUCAAGAAGAUGUCAGAGAUCACUGCAAGCAAUAGCCAGUCGAUCCAUCUUCCUCUAAUAGAACGCAAACAUGAAGAGUACAAGAAGGAGCUUGGAAUGCACACUGCCGCUUCACAUGGAGUUACAGUUGCUAGGACACACAUGCAUGAUUGGCUCAUAUUGGCUCUUCUGGUGGUGAUAGAAGUCAUACUUAAUGUCAUCCAUCCUUUCUAUCGCUUUGUUGGAAAAGAUAUGAUGGUGGAUCUCAAGUACCCCUUGAAAAGCAAUACAGUUCCUGUUUGGGCUGUGCCAAUAUAUGCUAUCAUUAUACCUAUGGUGAUUUUCAUCAUAGUUUAUUUUAGAAGAAGGGACAUCUAUGAUCUCCACCACUCAAUGCUAGGUCUCCUAUUUUCCGUUCUAGUGACAGCUGUCAUCACUGAUUCAAUUAAAAAUGCUGUUGGCCGUCCUCGUCCUGAUUUCUUCUGGCGUUGCUUUCCUGAUGGAAUGGAUGUUUAUGAUCAGUUGGGGAAUGUUGUUUGCCAUGGGGAUAAAAAUGUCAUAAAGGAAGGGCAUAAGAGUUUUCCAAGUGGGCACACUGCUUGGUCUUUUGCUGGUCUAGGGUUUCUGUCGCUCUACUUAUCGGGAAAACUAAAAGCAUUUGACUGUAGAGGACACAUUGCAAAGCUGUGCAUCAUUUUUCUUCCUCUACUGGUUGCAUCUCUGGUCGGCAUUUCUCGAGUGGAUGACUAUUGGCAUCAUUGGCAGGAUGUUUUCGCUGGUGGUGUUCUAGGGCUUACAGUAUCAGCUUUUUGCUAUCUUCAGUUUUUCCCCCCACCAUACCAUCCUCAAGGGUGGGGGCCUUACGCUUAUUUUCGAGCGCUGGAAGAGGCACGAGAAGGAACAUCUGGUGCCACAAAUCUGGGCAAUGCUGAAGGUACUGCAGAGAAUGUGUUGGGAAACGAAGAAGCUGUUGAAGACAAAGGUGUUAUGGGGCUCCAACUUGCGACUAAUGAUUCCAGCUCAAGAAUAAUAGAAGAUGAUGAAGAAUGCGGUGGGAGGUGCUAGCUAGCUGCGCUGGUCUUUGUUGACGUUGAUGCUACUGCGAGAGAGUUUCAGAACAUAAGAAUUGCAGAAUUUCAGUCAUGCUGAACUGUAAAUAUGUGAUCUGUGGUGGUUGGGCUUGGGCAAGACACAUUUGGAUCGAGAGAUCCAUCCAAAUUGUUUGAAGAAAACCUCCAAAUGUAACAACAUUUUUUGGUAGCCGUAUGUAUGUAAUGCAUUCUUUCAACUUCUUUCUGGCUACUUCUCGGCGAUCCAUCCAUGGAAACUGGAGAAUCAUAGCACUGAGUAGUUGAAUAAAGGGAAGGAAACCGC
This is a messenger RNA of Linum trigynum, 2830 nucleotides long. Lineage: Eukaryota; Viridiplantae; Streptophyta; Magnoliopsida; Malpighiales; Linaceae. The record is from the annotation of a GenBank genome assembly.